Messenger RNA from Varanus komodoensis (Komodo dragon), 1326 nucleotides. RefSeq names its product synaptotagmin 5 (gene SYT5). Gene Ontology annotation, biological process: calcium ion-regulated exocytosis of neurotransmitter; regulation of dopamine secretion; regulation of calcium ion-dependent exocytosis. The record is from RefSeq and is a predicted model, not a curated record. Gene Ontology annotation, cellular component: synaptic vesicle membrane; axon; dense core granule. The transcript is spliced from 10 exons. Bases 1 to 1326 code for a protein of 441 amino acids. Lineage: Eukaryota; Metazoa; Chordata; Lepidosauria; Squamata; Varanidae. Gene Ontology annotation, molecular function: calcium ion binding; clathrin binding; syntaxin binding.
AUGGCUCCAUAUCACCUCCUGUCGCACUCCUGUUCUGAUGCAAGUAGGCAGAGGAAGUCUGAGUCCAGUUCCACAAUGAAUGCAGCACGGAGGUCAGCCAGGGUGGAUUCAGAGGUGACAGAGUCCCAGAUGGAGCCGUCCGUCAAUGCCACUGAGAUGCCCUCCAAGGAGAAUGUUCUUUCUGACACGAAGGACAAAUUCAUGAACAAACUGGGAAAGCUGCCAAUACCGCCCUGGGCACUGGCCACCGUUCUCAUCGUGGCUGGCCUCCUGCUUCUUUGCUGCUGCUUCUGCGCCUGCAAAAAAUGCUGCGGCAGGAAGAAGAAAGGGAAGAAAGGCAAAGACAAAAUGAGCGCACAGAUCAACAUGAAGGAGGUGAAGGAACUAGGCAAGAGCUACAUCGAUAAGGUGCAGCCUGAGGUAGAAGAUUUAGACCCAUCGCUGUUGCAGGAGGCCAAAGAGGAGAAGCCCCAUGAGAAGCUGGGGAAACUCCGGUACUCACUGGACUAUGACUUCCAGAGCAUGCAGCUGGUGGUGGGCAUCAUACAAGCUGCUGACCUCCCAGCGCUGGAUAUUGGGGGCACCUCCGACCCGUACGUCAAAGUCUUCCUGCUUCCCGAGAAGAAGAAGAAAUAUGAGACCAAAGUCCAUCGCAAGACCCUCAACCCCACAUUCAACGAAUCAUUCACCUUCAAAGUUCCCUACUCAGAACUGGGAGGCAAGAGCCUCGUCAUGGCCGUCUACGACUUUGACCGCUUCUCAAAGCACGAUGCCAUUGGAGAAAUCCGUAUCCCAAUGAACACUGUGGACCUGGCCCAUGUGAUCGAGGAGUGGCGAGACCUGCAGUCGGCCGAGAAGGAAGAGCAUGAAAAGCUGGGAGACAUCUGCUUUUCACUCCGUUAUGUUCCUACGGCAGGAAAGUUGACUGUUAUUGUACUAGAAGCCAAAAACCUGAAAAAGAUGGAUGUGGGAGGCCUUUCAGAUCCAUAUGUUAAAAUCCACCUCAUGCAGGGAGGGAAACGUAUCAAAAAGAAGAAAACAACUAUCAAGAAAAAUACACUGAAUCCCUACUACAAUGAGUCCUUCAGUUUUGAGGUGCCUUUCGAACAAAUCCAGAAAGUCCAGGUUGUGCUGACGGUCCUGGAUUAUGACAAACUGGGCAAAAAUGAAGCCAUUGGGAAGAUCUUUGUGGGGUGCAAUGCCACCGGCUCGGAGCUCCGCCACUGGUCUGACAUGCUGGCCAACCCCCGGAGACCCAUCGCCCAGUGGCAUACUCUGCAACCUGAAGAAGAAGUAGAUGCAGCUGUGGGCAUAAAGACCUCUUGA